Messenger RNA from Papaver somniferum (opium poppy), 3343 nucleotides. RefSeq names its product mucin-2-like. Bases 29 to 3088 code for a protein of 1019 amino acids. Lineage: Eukaryota; Viridiplantae; Streptophyta; Magnoliopsida; Ranunculales; Papaveraceae. The transcript has a single exon. The record is from RefSeq and is a predicted model, not a curated record.
UAUCCUCUUCACUACCUAGACUAGAGAUAUGAAGUUCAUACUCAGUAGUCUCUUCAUUUUCCUUUUGAAUUUAGGAGCUCUAGUCACUAUUUCAGUUGCUUGCCCAACUUGUGAAAUUCCAACUCCUCCUCCUAAAGUGCCUAAACUCCCUCCUAAAAGCCAUCCCAAAGUUCCUUCUCCUACUCCUCCCAAACCUUAUGUACCAAAACCACCACCUGUUGAGCCUCCACAUGCUAAACCCCCAUCAGUAUCCCCACCAAAGAAGACUCCGACUGUGAAACCACCAAAGAAGUCUCCAACUAUCAAACCACCAAAGAAGUCUCCCUCUAUCAAACCACCAAAGAAGAUUCCAACUGUCAAACCACCAAAGAAGUCUCCUACUGUCAAACCACCAAUAAAAAAACCUACUCCUCCCAAAGCUAAGCCACCACCUUCUCCACCGAUUGUGAAACCAUAUCCACCACCAACAACUCCCACCCCGAAACCAAGACCACCACCAAAAUCCCCAACAACUGUACCAACACCACCAAAAGUUCCAACACCUAAACCGACACCACCAAAACAAACACCACCACCCAAAGCUCCUGCACCUAAACCAACACCGCCAACACAUACACCACCACCAACAGUUCCUACACCUAAACCAACACCAACACCACCAGCACUAACACCACCAACAACACCCGCACCAGUAACACCGCCAAAAAAAACACCACCACCAACUCCUAUACCAGUAACACCACCACCAACUCCUACACCAGUAACACCGCCAAAAACAACACCACCACCGACUCCUACACCAGUAACACCGCCAAAAACGACACCACCACCAACUCCUACACCAGUAACACCGCCAAAAACGACACCACCACCAACUCCUACACCAGUAACACCGCCAAAAACAACACCACCACCAACUCCUACACCAGUAACACCGCCAAAAACGACACCACCACCAAAUCCUACACCAGUAAUACCACCAAAAACAACACCACCACCAACUUCAACGCCUCCUGCAGUAACACCACCACCAACGAGUCAAGAACAAUGCCCAGUAGACAUUUUGAAAUUAGGUGCUUGUGUAGAUGUGUUGGGUGGCAUAGUGGGGAUAAUUAUAGGUGGUAGUGCUAAGGAAAAAUGUUGUCCAUUAUUGCAAGGAGUUGCUGAUUUGGAUGCGGCUCUUUGUCUUUGCACCGCCAUUGAAGCCAAGCUACUUAAUGUUAACAUUGUCUUGCCUAUUGCUCUUAAAGUGCUGAUCGACGAUUGUGGCAAAAACCCACCUUCGGGAUUCACCUGUCCUACAAAUGCAAGCCCACCACCAAAAUCUGCUCCACCUACACCAACAACUCCAACACCCACACCGCCAAAAAUUCCAACACCACCAACAACGCCACCGCCAACAACAACACCACCACCUACUCCAACACCAACGCCUCCAAUGUUAACUCCACCACCAAUGAGUCAAGGAAUGUGCCCAGUAGACAUUGUUAAAUUAGGUGGUUGUGUAGAUGUGUUGGGUGGUAUAGUGGGGAUAAUAAUAGGUAGUAGUGCAAAGGAUAAAUGUUGCCCAUUGUUGGAAGGAAUUGCGGAUUUGGAUGCGGCUCUCUGUUUAUGCACUGCCAUUGAAGCCAAGCUACUCAAUGUUGACAUCAUUUUACCUAUUGCUCUGAAUGUGCUGAUCAACGACUGUGGAAAGAACCCUCCUUCUGGAUUCAAAUGUCCUACAAAUGCAAGCCCACCACCAAAAUCUGCUCCACCAACACCAGCAACUCCAACACCCACACCGCCAAAAAUUCCAACACCACCAACACCAACAACUCCAACACCCACACCGCCAAAAAUUCCAACUCCAACACCGACACCACCAACAACAACACCACCACCUACUCCAACACCAACGCCUCCAAUGUUAACUCCACCACCAAUGAGUCAAGGAAUGUGCCCAGUAGACAUAGUUAAAUUAGGUGGCUGUGUAGAUGUGUUGGGUGGUAUAGUGGGGAUAAUAAUAGGUAGUAGUGCAAAGGAUAAAUGUUGCCCAUUGUUGGAAGGAAUUGCGGAUUUGGAUGCAGCUCUUUGUUUGUGCACUGCCAUUGAAGCCAAGCUACUUAAUGUUGACAUCAUUUUACCUAUUGCUCUGAAUGUGUUGAUCAACGACUGUGGAAAGAACCCUCCUUCUGGAUUCACCUGUCCUACAAAUGCAAGCCCACCACCAAAAUCUGCUACACCAACACCACCAUCAACUCCAACACCCACACCACCAACACCAACACCACCAAGAACUCCAGCACCCACACCACCAUCAACUCCAACACCCACACCACCAACAACAACACCACCACCUACCCCAACACCUCCAACGACAGCACCACCACCAAUGAGUCAAGGAAUGUGCCCAGUAGACAUUUUGAAAUUAGGUAGUUGUGUAGAUGUGUUGGGUGGUAUUGUAGGGAUUAUAAUAGGUGGUAGUGCGAAGGAAAAAUGUUGUCCAUUGUUGCAAGGAGUUGCGGAUUUGGAUGCCGCUCUCUGUCUUUGCACCGCAAUUGAAGCCAAGCUACUUAAUGUUGAUAUCGUCUUGCCUAUUGCUCUUAAUGUGCUAAUCAAUGAUUGUGGCAAGAACCCACCUUCGGGAUUCACCUGUCCAACAAAUGCAAAGCCUAGCCCAGCACCAACACCGCCAACUAUGAUGCCACCACCAACUCAAACACCAACACCCCCAACUCCAACUCCAACACCGCCAACUACGAAACCUCCACCAACUCCAACACCACCAACACCAACUCCAACACCAACACCGCCAACAACAUCACCACCACCAAUGGCUCAAGAGAUGUGCCCAGUUGACAUUCUUAAAUUAGGAGGCUGUGUAGAUGUGUUAGGCGGAAUACUUGGAAUUGUUAUCGGGGGUAGCGCUAAAGAAAAAUGUUGUCCGCUCCUAGCAGGAAUCGCAGAUUUGGACGCAGCCCUUUGUCUUUGCACCACCAUUAAAGCCAAGCUGCUCAACAUAGACAUUGUCUUACCUAUCGCUCUUCAAGUGCUCAUCCAAGACUGUGGGAAGCACCCGCCUCCUGAAUUCACAUGUCCUUCAUAGUUUGGCUGCCUGCUUGCAUGGAAUAAUUCUUAGUGGGGAACAUUAUCCUCUAUUUAUCUACUUUCUGUUUUUUCAUUUUCUGAUAAUUGUAAUAUCUGUGUCACAUUUUGUUGACCCACUACGAACUCGCAUUGGAGGUGAACGAAAAAAAUUCACUUAGUGACAGUUAACAGUCAUGUAAGGAGUUUGGGCAUCAAAUGCUAGAAAGGAGUGAGAGGAAAUUUAAUAAAACUUUCAAUGUUGUUUUAGAGUAUA